AUGGAACACCGCCCGCAACCUUUCCUGACGCGCUUCAUAUCGCGCCGUCGCGUUCAGCAUGCGCAUGAGUCCUAUGACCAGGGAAGUGGCCAGGUCUUCUCCGAGACACACUGCGGCAUGACUUCCAUGUACCCCUCAUGGGUCACUGCGACUACCGGAGCUGUUGCCGAUCUUGUCGACUUUCGGAACACCGAAUCCACGGGAGCUGCCUGCCUGGAGCAGGUUGCCAUUCGCUCUGUGCUUCUGCAACUCAAUAAUCUGGACUACGAGACCAUUGCCUGCGUUCCGUGGACCGUUGGAAGAAAGAUUUGGGCCCAGAUCCGACGCUAUCGCCUUGACUCUUUGCGCGUCUGGCGCCUAUUUGUCAGAGCUUAUCCUGACGAGCGCCACGCUUUCCAGGAAACACGCAAAAUCCCCUUGUUGAACUUGAAUGCUCAUUACGCAUUUAAUGAAAUCGCUAGGCAAAUUACUGCGCCAAACUUCGAAUGGGUCACUCACUUGACGCUACAAGACCCUGAGCUUUCCAAGCAUGACUGGGCCGAGAUGACCAAGAUCCGGAACCUCGGUGCUCUCGCCAUCCUUGGCCCGAGCUCGGAUAGUAUGGAUGAUCGCGUCAUAAGAGGCUGGAGUGAAGCUGCAAAGGACGGCCAUGUCUUCUCCAAGCUCCGCGUUUUACUUCUUGUCUGCCUCCCACACAUAUCCACCCGUACAUUGGGCUAUCUACGCACUUUUCCAGCUUUAACCCUCUGCAACCUGAGUGCAUGUAAUAUUCGCCUCGAAAAAGCAGAGGAGCUUGGUUGGAAACCAGCUGUCCGAAACUCGACGGCUCAUGAGCUCAACAUCGAAUGGACCUUUAGUUCAAACGUGCAUGAUGCCAUGCGCGCCUACUAUCGACGUGCCGCAUCCCCAACCCUGUCUUUACCCGCCAAAGUCGAAACCGAUGAGAAACCCGUGCUCUCGUUAUUCAAGCGCUCAACAACCUCCGCCAUGCCAGAAGAAGGCAGGUCAUUAUGGUUCUGGCGGACCAACCCCACAGAGCUUGGUAGUGAAGAGACCAAGAAACCUCCAACUCCUACAGAGCCUCCGAGAAAGAGACGCAAACUGCGCCCAACGAAAGAGAAGACCUUAGGUGAUGUCAUGAGUAGCUUCGGAAUAUGA
Lasiodiplodia theobromae is the source of this 1158-nucleotide messenger RNA. RefSeq names its product CBS domain-containing protein. The coding region runs from base 1 to 1158 and encodes 385 amino acids. The record is from RefSeq and is a predicted model, not a curated record. NCBI's taxonomy places the organism in Eukaryota, Fungi, Ascomycota, Dothideomycetes, Botryosphaeriales, Botryosphaeriaceae. The transcript has 2 exons.